AGAUUCUGCUGUCUGGAGGUUACCACCAGAUGGAUGCCCGCAUGGGGCCCUUGUCACUGGGAUCUACAGGCUUCAUCCCAUCACAGAGCUCCCGGGUUUUUCAUUUGACCUAGAAGUGACUUGAGGUUUUUUCAACAGUUGAAUGUUUAAAACGAUUUUAUUCUUUAUACUUGUACAGUAUUAUCUUAUCAGUGCCUUACUUAAUAUUAGAGUUAUCAGGGGUUUAAUUUGAACUUCCAAAUAUCUUCAUCUCCUCCCAAUGGGAGGUUCCAAUGGGUGGAGAAGAAAGAAUGGCAGGAUUUCCUCCUCUUGUUGCUGAAGACAUCACAUUAGAUGAAGGACUUGGGGAAUCUGAAGCAGUGGCUGACAUCAAGUUCUCCUCUGCAGGCUGGGUAGCAGUAACGCCGCAGUUUAAGGACAAACUGCACCUCCGAGGCUACACACCUCAAGGAACAGUUCUGACGGUCCGGCGCCCACUCUUGCCACAUGUAGUUAACAUCAAAGGAGAGCGCAUCCGGAAAAGCGUGGCCUAUAAAACCAAAAAGCCUCCUGCCCUUGUGUACAAUCUGCAGAAAAAGAAAAAAAGAUAAAUAUAUGAAGCUGACCUGUUCACAUUGAAGAUUAACAAUACAGAACAUACUGUAUACAUUGCAUUGCAUUAAAUAUUGCUAUAAUAAAGCCCUC
Molecule: messenger RNA, 684 nt
Organism: Physeter macrocephalus (sperm whale)
Lineage: Eukaryota; Metazoa; Chordata; Mammalia; Artiodactyla; Physeteridae
Product: nitric oxide-associated protein 1-like
Exons: 2
Coding region: 273-590 (105 amino acids)
Source: RefSeq, a predicted model, not a curated record